GCUUGUGACCUGCAGGGGUCAAGCCCUGAUUGCCUAUGGCCUGGUUGUACCCCUGGCACCACUGACACUAAAUGAUCAGUCUUUCUCUCUGUUCUUCUGGAGUAGCUGUGUUAUGGAGGUUCAACAGGAGUAAAAUGUCUGGUCAAGCUCAGUACUAUAUAGAAACCUUUGUACAGAAGAGGCAAGUGUGAGGGCAGUGCCAGCCAUAUAGUGAAGGCAGCUGGCCCUGCUGGGGGGACCAUGCUGGAGGACAGGAACCAGGAGGAUGGGGUCACAAGGCCCCUUCUGCAGGGUCCAGAGGGAGGAAAGCCUGAGCAGCCAGAGCCACAACUCCUCCAGCAUGUACAAAAGUCGCAUGAAUGGAUUGGGGCAGGAAUGGGAUGCAGCCGCUGGACAGCUGUUGUUGGGAGUCUCUUCGUAGUUGCUGUAUUCAGCAUCAUUGCUCUCAUUCUCAUUGCUGUGGAGGUGAAGAAUGUUCUCCUGCCUCCGGGUACCAAGUACGCGAUGGUAUUUGAUGCGGGGUCCUCACACACCGCUCUCUACAUCUACCAGUGGCCAGCAGAUAAGGAGAAUGACACUGGCAUUGUCAGCCAGGUAGAGGCCUGUACUGUUGCAGGACCUGGCAUCUCCAGUUACAUUAAUAAUCCCUCUAAGGCCGGAGCUAGUCUGAAGGUGUGUCUGGACAAGGCUAUGACAGUCAUCCCUGCAAAUCAACAAAGGGAGACACCCACCUACCUUGGAGCGACAGCAGGCAUGCGGCUGCUGAGGGAGCUGAACAGCACAAAAGCUGACCAGGUCUUGGCAGAGGUCUCCAAGGCCAUUCAAGAGUACCCUGUGGACUUCCAAGGAGCUCGCAUCCUCACUGGGAAUGAGGAAGGCUCCUUUGGCUGGAUCACGGUCAACUACCUGUUGGAGACACUCAUCAAGUUCUCCUUUUCAGGGAAAUGGGUACAUCCGUAUGGAACUGAAGUUUUGGGAGCUCUGGACCUUGGAGGAGCCUCAACUCAAAUAACCUUCCAGCCUAGUGGCACCAUUGAGGACAACAGCACCAAAGUUUUCUUCAGGCUGUAUGGCACCAACUACUCGAUUUACACUCACAGCUACCUCUGUUAUGGGCGAGACCAGGCCUUGAAGAUGCUUCUGGCAUCUCUAAGCAAGGAUAACAUCACUGCUCAGCAGAUUUCCCAUCCAUGCUACCCCGAGGGAUAUGAGAUGAACAUCACUACAGCUGCCCUAUAUGACAGUCCCUGUGUCCUAGCUACAUCCACCCCCAGCAAGACCCUCACAUUCAGAGGGACGGGGGUAUCAGCUGAGUGCAGGAGCAGCAUCCAGAAGCUCUUUAACUUCACUGCAUAUGGGGCAGGAAAGAUGCGUGGAUUCAGCGGGGUUUACCAGCCACUGGUGCAUGGGCAGUUUUUUGCCUUUUCUGGAUUUUAUUACACUUUCAACUUCCUGAACCUGACCAGCGGGCAAUCCUUCAGCACUGUCAACACCACCAUCUGGGAAUUCUGCGCCAAAAACUGGAAGGAGCUGCAGGCCAGCUACCCCCAGGAGAAGGAGGUACACCUGAGCAAUUACUGUGCAUCGGCCUUCUACAUCCUGACGCUGCUACACGGCGGCUACGGAUUCAACGAGCAAACAUGGAGCAACAUCCAUUUCCGCCAACAGGCUGGAAACACAGACAUCGGCUGGACCUUGGGCUAUGUAUUGAACCUUAGCAACAUGAUCCCCACAGAGGCUCCGGAACAAGUGACAGGACACUGGCACAGUCUUUGGGCAGCUGCUGUCGCCUUUAUUGUGCUGACCCUCAUAGUGGGUCUGGUGGGCAUCGCACUCCAGUUCCUCUGGAGUUCCAAGUAGCUGUCUGGAUAAUGGACUUAACCGCCCCUUCACAAAUAAGAAAAGGAAACGUGGCUCCAGUGGGACUUUGUCAUUUUCCACCAUUUCAAGAUAUCUUUUGAGUUUAUCCCUGCUAAUGCCUACCUCUGAAAGGGGCAACUUGAUCACAAUCUACAAGUCCAUCCAUGGGGAAAAGAUUUCUUAUAAUAGAUUUUUUUUUAAUCUAAUAGACAAAAGUCUGAAAGAUGAAGUCAAACAGAUUCAGACUAGAUGCAAGUUUGUUUGUUUGUUUUUUCCCAAGGAGGGCGAUUAACCACUGGAACGUCUUAUCAAGCCUGAUGGUAGAUUUUUCCAUCCCUUAAUGUUUUUAUAGUGAGAAUGAAAGUUUUUCUAAAAGGCACCCUCCACCUCAGCUAGAAGCUAUGGGUCUGAUGCAGGAAUUAUUGGGCAGGGCUCAGUGGUCUGCUUUAUCCAAGAGGUCUGACUGGAUGAUAAUAGUAAGCCUUUAGGGCCUAAACAUCCAUGAAUCCCACUGCUGAAGACUCCU
Molecule: messenger RNA, 2386 nt
Organism: Alligator sinensis (Chinese alligator)
Lineage: Eukaryota; Metazoa; Chordata; Crocodylia; Alligatoridae
Product: ectonucleoside triphosphate diphosphohydrolase 8-like
Exons: 10
Coding region: 241-1860 (539 amino acids)
Biological process (GO): nucleoside diphosphate catabolic process
Cellular component (GO): plasma membrane
Molecular function (GO): UDP phosphatase activity; GDP phosphatase activity
Source: RefSeq, a predicted model, not a curated record